Pieris macdunnoughi is the source of this 1563-nucleotide messenger RNA. NCBI's taxonomy places the organism in Eukaryota, Metazoa, Arthropoda, Insecta, Lepidoptera, Pieridae. The record is from the annotation of a GenBank genome assembly.
AUGCGUAAAUUACGACUGUUGAUAUCAGUAGGUGCUACUUUCGUAGUGACCUUCAUGAUCUUGGCGUUGAGUCGAUUGGACAACGUGGAGCAUUUGGAAAGAAUCCCUCGUGAGGUGCAACAGACAAAUGCUACGGUGCAAGUAAUUCAUACUGUUCAAGGAAAACGACAGAAAGUUGUUGAGAUGAUGCGUCACGCGUGGAACAAUUACAAGCUGUACGCGUGGGGCAAGAAUGAACUGAAGCCAAUAUCGAAGCGUGCGCAUCUUACCAGUGUCUUCGGUGGUGGGGACAUGGGAGCUACCAUUGUUGACGGCCUGGAUACGCUGUACAUCAUGGGGCUGAUGGAUGAAUUUCGCGAGGGACGGGAUUGGGUGGCUGAGCAUUUCCAUGUUAAUGAGAUUGAUUCAGACCUAUCAGUGUUCGAGACAACGAUACGUUUCGUGGGCGGUUUCUUAUCCUGUUACGCACUCACCGGUGAUUCCAUAUUCCGGGAUAAGGCUGCAGAGGUCGCUGAUGCGUUGCUGCCCGCCUUUGAUACACCCACUGGAUUGCCCUAUGCGCUAAUAAACCCUAGUAACAAGGCGAGUCGACAAUACCAUUGGGCAGGAUCGAACAGCAUUUUAUCCGAAGUUGGUACCCUGCACCUCGAGUUCACCUACCUUAGCGAUGUGACAGGAAAAGAAGUUUACAGGGAGAAGGUGAAGCGAAUCCGCGAUGUCCUCCACAACAUCCAGAAGCCAGAUGGACUCUACCCAAAUUACAUCAACCCGCGCAGCGGCACCUGGGGACAAAGGCAUAUGUCCCUCGGAGCCCUGGGCGAUUCAUUCUACGAGUACCUGCUGAAGGCGUGGCUCGUCACCAACAACGAAGAUGAAGAAGCCAGGAUAAUGUUCGACGAGGCAAUGCAACCGGCGCUCGAUAAAAUGCUGAGAACGUCUCCAUCUGGUCUCGCGUACUUAGCUGAGCUGAAGUAUGGCAGGAUAUUUGAGGAAAAGAUGGAUCACUUGUCGUGUUUUGCUGGUGGAAUGUUCGCGAUGGCGUCCACAAGUUUGGAGAAUUCCUUAUCUGAGCGAUACAUGGACGUCGCUCGUAAGCUGACUGACACCUGUCAUGAGAGUUACGACCGAUCUGACACUAAACUUGGACCCGAGGCUUUUAGAUUUUCCGGGGCAGUUGAAGCCCGUGCAAUGAAGAGUAACGAGAAGAUGUUCCUCUUAAGACCAGAGACCUUUGAGAGCUACUUCAUCAUGUGGAGACUUACCAAGGAACAGAAGUACCGCGAUUGGGCCUGGGAGGCUGUACAGGCGUUAGAAAAGCACUGCCGCGUUGAAGGUGGUUAUACGGGCCUCGUCAAUGUGUAUCACUCUACACCCGUCGGAGAUGAUGUUCAGCAGAGCUUCUUCCUGGCUGAAACUCUUAAGUACUUAUACCUAAUAUUCUCGGACGACUCUCUGGUGUCUAUGGAUGAAUGGGUGUUCAACACUGAAGCGCACCCGUUGCCGAUCAAAGACAAAAACCCGCUCUACAGACAAUCGUACAAAACAAUAGACAACAAUGUAUAA